AUACACAAAGCAACAACAAGAAUUUUUAUCAUGUAUAAUUCCUCAAGAAAAUGGAAUUAGUAGAGAAGAAUUUUUAUCAAGUAUAAUUAUGCAAACACCGAUAACUCCUAAAAAUCCAGAAAUAGAGUCUAGCGUCUUGGAGCAUAUCGAUCAGAGGAUAUAUCAUGCUGCAGAGGAGGUUUCUGUAUUUGCGAGAUGA
This is a messenger RNA of Scutellospora calospora, 199 nucleotides long. The record is from the annotation of a GenBank genome assembly. NCBI's taxonomy places the organism in Eukaryota, Fungi, Glomeromycota, Glomeromycetes, Diversisporales, Gigasporaceae.